Messenger RNA from Cylicocyclus nassatus, 844 nucleotides. The record is from the annotation of a GenBank genome assembly. Lineage: Eukaryota; Metazoa; Nematoda; Chromadorea; Rhabditida; Strongylidae.
UUUUAGUAAUGGACUUUCAAAAUAGAGCUGGAGGUAAGACUGGAGGAGGAGGUGUAGCUUCUGCUCAGGAUGCAGGUGUGGAUCGGAGGGAACGGUUGAGGCAACUCGCUCUCGAGACUAUCGAUCUCCAAAAGGAUCCAUAUUUCAUGCGGAAUCAUCUGGGAACUUAUGAGUGUAAAUUAUGUCUCACCUUACACAAUAAUGAAGGAUCAUAUCUUGCUCACACGCAAGGUAAAAAACAUCAGUCAAAUUUGGCUAGAAGAGCAGCAAAGGAAGCACAGGAGCAGCCAUUUUUACCAGCCCCAGCUGCACCAAAAGUAGAACUUCGAAAAUUUGUGAAAAUUGGUCGGCCUGGAUAUAAGGUGACUAGAGAACGUGAUCCAGCUACUGGGCAACAAGCGCUAUUAUUCCAAAUAGAUUACCCUGAAAUAGCAGAAGGCGUUCAACCGAGACAUCGCUUCAUGUCCGCUUACGAACAGAAAAUCCAACCGCCUGACAAAAGGUGGCAAUACCUCCUUUUCGCUGCUGAACCGUACGAAACAAUAGGCUUCAAGAUUCCGUCCAGGGAAGUCGAUAAGUCGGAGAAGUUUUGGACAAUGUGGAACAAAGACACCAAACAAUUCUUCUUACAGGUUGCCUUCCGGUUGGACUCCCAUAUAGGCGGCAAUGAUGUAGGCUCAGCUCCGCCACCUGUAAUGAAUGCACCCAUGCCCCCUCCACCUAUGUUCGUUCACUACUGACCUUGUUUGAUUGUUGUUUGUUUUGCUUGAGUAUACAUACAAUGUCUUUGCUUGAGUUACAUUUGUUGGUCUCAUCUUUAAACAAAGACUAUGAAGCGUUCUGG